AAAUUGCAUUGUGGGAAAUAAAUAUGUCUGUUGGUUAGUGGAGUCUGAGGUAUUUCUGUUUGUAAGUUCAUUAUUGACGUUUAUUCAAACUAUGCUAUUACCUGUGGGAUCAAUGAAAAGUUCUUAUGCUAAUUGUUAGGUCAAUGUUGUAAAUGCGUUGAGAAGUCUGAUGAGUGUUGGCAGCAAUGUGUGAGCAGACAGAGGUCCGUUACCUCGAUGGUGACAUCGUGUGGGUGAAAUUGGGUUCUUGCUGGUGGCCUGGCCACGUGAAAGAUGUUGAUAAAUUACCAGAGGAAAUUCUUGUUAGCCUCAAGAAGAGGCCUAUUGCAGCUGUGAAAUUUUUUCAGGAAGAAACAUUUGAAUAUGUGAGGAAUCUGAAUCAAAUCUGCAUGUACAACUGUCGGAGAAAGAAUGAGUUCAUCAAAAAAGGUCUUGAUAUAUAUCGGUCCAGAUGCCGAGAAGGUUCAACUGUUAUGAAUAAGUUUCCUGAAGAUGUAGCCAUUGCUGAAAGGCUUACAGGAGGUAACCCAGACAUUUUAAGAGAUAAUGCUUUUGCACCAGAAGAAAGACCAGAUUAUCGUAACAUAUUUGGGGGUGACAAAAAGUCUGGCUCACCUGACAAGAAAAGCAAACUUGUUGGUUCCCAGGGUAAAGACCGAGUUAGCUGGAAACUAACACAGCUGUCACCAUCAGCUAAUGGCCGACAAAGCCAGCCUGGAUCUCCUUCACUGCCAGUACUUCAACAGCCGAGACAGAUUACACACCCACGUUUUGUAAGUGAAGUGAAAGAUGAUACUGAUCAUGUUGUACGUAUUAGACAUCAGCCAGUAAGCACACCUAGUCGAGAUGACCAGUCUAGUAAUCCUUGCCCUCAGUACAAGUGCCACAUCUGUGACUUUACUUCCAACAGAUUGAAUGUUAUUGUUCUGCACAAUAAAUUCCACAGUGCAGAUGCAGCCAAUAAUGGUCAAGGUGUUGGAGUUAAGGGAAUAUCAGCUAGCAAGAGCAAAUCUGCAGAUAGUAAAAUUACAGGAAGAGGCAAAGGAAGGUCUUCUGUAAGUAGUCCUAGUGACAGAUCAAGAGCUCGCAGUAGAGCUGCCCCAGUAUCCUGUGAUACUCCCAGAGCUGAAGGUAUUGCAGAUAAAAGUGCUCCUAAAAGGAAGCUUAUUGAAGAGAGUGACAUGAAAACAACGAAAGAGGAAUCAGAUGCUAAUUCCAAGCAGCAGCUGCCAAGAAGUCCAGAGAAACAGCUGAAAACUUCAGAACGGAAAUCACCCAAGACCCCUAUCUUUGGUAAAAGGAAAGGUACCAGAUGGGGAGGUGAGAGGCCUGCAAAGAAGAAGAGAAAUGAUGAGGAGAUUCGAGAAAAAUUACUUGCUGAUUGGGAAGAUGAAGAUGAAGAACAAGAAGAAAAAGAGAUAGAAUUAAUGAAACAGGAACUAAGUAAAAGUGAGUUGGCCAACAUGCAUUCAGCUGAUGUAGCUGCAGCAAGUGAGAGCGAGAGAGUUGCAAAUACAAAGACUACUUGUUCAGAAGAACAUGUGAAGCCCAAGGAAACCUCAUGCUUUGAUUUUGAUGACACAGAAGAUGCUAAUUUAGGCAGUGAAUUGGAGGAGAGGGCCAAGAAAUUUGUUGAGAAUAGAAAAAUACCUAGAAUAAUAGAUGAUAGAAGUGAACCAGCAUCAAAACGCCGGAAUAUAGUAGAUGAUAUAGGAACUCUCACAUCUGCUCCAAAAGUAGAAGCAAUGACAGAAACUUCUGCAGUGCAAGCUCCCGAAACAUUGAAGACAGAAGUAGAGAAACUUUCUGCUGAUGCUGAGGAUAUAGAUGCUGCAUUUAAGACCCUGUUAGCAGAAACAACCGUACCUGCCCUUCCUGAAGUACCUGAGCUACCAAAUACUAAUGUUACCUGUCCUGCGCUUGAAGUUGGCAGCUCUGCCUCUCUCCCAGAUGUUGUCCUUGACAGCAACAACAGUCACACUGCUCUUGAUACAAACAGUUCUGCACCCACUGGGCCAAAAUUAACAAAUGUUGAAAAUGGUGGUGGUGACCAUGACUACAGUAUCAAGAAAGAGAUGGAGGAGGUGCAGGAGAAACCAAAAGAAAUCAGAACAGAGUCUCCAAAAGCAGAAGUUACUGAACCUCAUGGUGUAGCUGGAAGUGCUCAGACCUCUUUGGAAGAUGAAGAGAUGGAGUUAGACAUCAAUUCCAUGCCUGUGGUAAUGACUGACGCCAUAAUCAGAGAAGCACCAGAGGCCAAUAAAGUUGGAAGUGUUCCUGUGUCACUGAUUGAUUUGAUUCCGAGUUCAACAGAGUUGCAUACAGUAGGCAUAAAUGAAGGUGGUCCAACUGUAACAGAUAUUACUACUGUUGUGCCAUCUUCUGAUACUCCUGUUGUCAUGUCAAAGAGUAGUCCACAGGUUCCAAGCAGCAGUGGCAGUGUCAUUAUGAAAGCAUCACAAGGCAGCCCCAUGAGGACUAUUAAACUGCAAGCUGCAGCAGUUCCUGCUUCAAGUACUGUUGCUGUAGCUGUUUCUAGUGCUGCUGUAUCUGCUAUCAGCAAACUUAAAGGUACUGGAGGGACUACAGUAGUAUCUCAGAAAAGUGGAGGAGGAAAAUUUGUUAUUGUGCAGACUUCUCCAGGUCAGCAGUCGAGGUACACUGUUGGCAAAACAACACAGCAGAGAGUUACACAGCAACACAUAAUGCAACAUGCAGUUGGAGGAAGCAAAGUUGUGAUUUUAGCCAAACCUCAAGGCAGUGGCCAGCAAAAGAUUUUGACAACUGCACUUUCUCCUCAGCAGCAGAAAAUUAUAACUGCAGGUGGAAAAUUGCAGGUCCAGCCUCAGCGCAUAGUGCCUACUAGUACUGGAGCAAACCUGAACCCAAGAAGUGUCAUGGCCAAAGGCACAAAAUUAACCCCAAUUAGCCAGCAGCAGAUGAGGACUCUGCAAGGAGGGAAACAAAGUCUUGGUGCAAAAUUUACAAUGCAGAGCACACAGGCAAAGGUAGUUUUACCAACAAUGCAGAAAGCUUCUGUGACACAGGCUUCUCCAGUUAGGGUCAUUGGUACCCUGAAACCUCAGUCUAAUACAAUACUUAUUCAUACAACACAAGGAACCACUGUUUCAGGAACAGUCCUUGGUAAAACUGUGGCAUCUACUUCUGGACAAUUGCAGGCUAAAAUUGGUACAUCUCGGUCUGUAACAAAACUUUCAGCCCCAAAACCCAAAAUUCUGACAAAUCCUGGUGUUUCGUCUUCUGUGCAUAGAAUUUCUGUACCAACUACUGGAGGAGGUAAAAUAGUUCUGACUUCACAGAUUCAACCAAAGAUGCUUGAAAGUAGACCAGCAGUUGCAUCGGGCAUGGUUGUGCAAAAGGUGCAAAAUCCAUUACCUGCCAAAUCUGGUAGUGUUGGUGUGCUAACCAAUGUAUCACAGUUGAAGAAAGUAAGUGGCAUUUUCCCUAGAACUCCAUCCUUACAAAAACUAAACCAGACUACCACCCCAAAUCAGGCUGUUCAGAAAAUGUCAGCACCACAGUCUGUUCAGAAAGUAAUUACUUCAUCACAGUCCAUAAAGAAGUCAGUACCUCAAAACACAUCUAAUGUAAAUAUUACAUCAAAACGAAUUCCCAUUGUAGUCUCUACAACAAAUUUGCAGUCCAGUGUAGAAAUGUCAGCUGUACAUACCUUGCCAAGUCUGCAGCCAUUGCAGCCCACUGUUACUGUUGGACCAACUAUACAACAAAACUUAGAGUCAAAUAGCAUGGUUCUUUCAACUCCUCAGAUUAGUGUCACAGCAGCUAAUAUACCUGUCGGUCAGGGCAACACCAUAAGCCUACCUAGUCUCCAACCAGCUUCAGUGUCAACCACAGCAGGAACAUCAGGUCUGUCAACCCAGCAAAUAGCACAAGUCGUGGCGGCUGCACCUGCAGAGCAGCUGGCAGACAGUGGCACUGCCACUUAUGUAUUGGUCACAAUUGAUGACUCUGGUACCCUGCAAUCUUAUGACAAUUCUACACUUCUCGCAUAUGAUGGGGGUUCCCAAACUAAUGAGGGAGGUGCACGGACACUUUACAUUGACCCUUCAUCUAUAGGUACAUCUGGGGAUCUUGAAAACAUCAUUCUGGCUAUAGACAACUCUGCUUCAAGUUCAGGAACUGUUCUAAACCUAGGGCAAACAAGUACAUUGCCUACAAACCCUGUAACAAGCAUUGGAGUAGAGAAUUCUUCAGAUUCAUCUAUGUUUGGUAUUGGAUCUGCUCCUCAUGUCUCAGGCACUGCUACACCACAGUCCAGUGGCUCUAAUCAAGACAUUUUGGCAGAAGCAUUGGCUAAUACUCAAGUCUUCCAGCCUGAUAGUGCAGUCCAAGAUUCUCUUACUGUGGUUAACAGUAGUCAGUCAACAGUGAUGACACCACGACUUCUUGAAUCAUCAUCUCUUUUAACGUCAUCUCCUUCUACCCUUCAUCAGGCUACAGUGUUGUUGCCUUCCUUGUCAUCGGUACUGUCACCUCCUUCAAACCCUGCUGGUGUGCUGGAAACUUCACUAACUCUGAAUCAGCCUAUCAUGACUCCUCUAGAAGUACCUUCUGCUGCUCUUCCAACAUUACAGGCUCCUCCACCAGUUCCUUCUUCAUUGGAACUACCCCUUACUAUCACUCAGCCAGCUCUGUCUGUAACCUCACAGGCAUUCCCAACCAUUCCUGUAACUGCCUCACCCCAUAACCAGUGUGGCCUCUCAGAAAACAGCAUAUCAGAAUCUUCAGUUUCUAAUUCAACUUUGUCAUUGAGCAUGGCUGAACCCAAAUCAGUUUCUGCAGUCAAUUUCAAUCCAUCAAUGCCCCUCUUAUCUGAAGAAACUGAUUCCCAGGGUGAAGUUGAUGACAGUUUGGCACUUAUCCGACCAGAUUCAGAUUCAUCAGCCAAGCCCCAGAGCCCUUCACACACUGUCUGUAAUGUGGUCACUGAAAAGACAUCUGCUAGUAUGAUACAAGAAGCAGCAAACAGUCACAUUGAAGAUCUGUUAACGUCACAAGCUGCACAAGAUGCUAAAGAACACUCUGUUCUGACAUCUUACAGUGAUAUCCCAGAAUGUACAUCUCAUGACAAAAAGAACCAUAUGAAUGAGUUGUCCAGCACCAAAGGUUCAGUAGACCCAACAUCACACCAUCAUGUAUCAGGAAGUGUGCUCGAGGGUGCAGCUCAUUUCUGUGAGAGACAGACAGUGCCUCAACUUCAGUCUACAAUGGUGCGAACUAUAUCUGUUGUACAUGAUCAUAUCUCAGGGGAUACCGAAAUUUUGGAUUCGACACCAGUGACAACUUACUCAGUCUCUGAAGAUACAUCAGAAGCUGCUGUUGUGGAUAACAGUCAUUCUUCAUCAAGUCACCUGGACACGGAUCAGCGUUCCCAUAUAUCCUAUGUCCGUGUGUCAGAAAGCUCCUCUCAACUUUCAGGCUCACUAGCCCCUUCAGAAAGUGAGAUUGCAACUACCUUGCCAUCCUUUACUGAAAUUUCAGAAGGCACAUCUAGCAUUUCAAAAAAUAUUGAUCAUAAGUUAGAGAUGAAUUCUGAAUCUGAUGAAGGCAUUUUGGAAAACAGUGCUGAACUGUUAAGAAACUCAUCAACACAGGCAGUCAGUCAGAAAGUUACCUCUGAUGAAUGUGUUCAUCACACAUAUUUGGAAAUACCAGAGAGUAUUUCUAGUGCUGAAGAGAAAAUAGUGACAGAUAAUUCAUCUGAACAAAUCCCAGACUCCUGUCAGAGUACCUGUAAUUCCCAAGCUAUUAUUACUGGCUUUCCUAAAGGUUUUGAAGAUGCCCCAGAAGUACCUGAAGCACAAGCUGGCCUAGAGCCAGGAAAGGAGGCCACUUUGACUUCUUUUCCUGCUGAGAGCAUACCACAUGUCUCAGUAGAUGCUUCUGUACCUUUGCAGUCUAUAUCUCAUUUACCCCAUUCAAUGCCUUUGCUUGUGGAUGAACCUUUGACAGAGACAUCAAAUGACUGUACAGAGCCUGACCAGGUGUUGAGAACAAACAGUCCUUUGGAGGAAGAUGAUAUGGAAAUGAAAAACUUGAGACUUGAACAUAGUGAAAGGUCAAAAGACCAAGGGUCUCUUUCCCCAAAAUCUUUCCCUUGCCCCAACUUGCAUGAUGAUGAAAUGGCUGAUUCAGAUGAGGAGUUACCUCCUGCAUUUUCAUCAGUCGAAGAUGGUAAAAAGAAGAAUUUUAUGAAGGAUGACAUUGUGUGGGUGCGCUGCAACAAAGUAUAUUGGCCAGCUGUUGUUACAAAUGUCAGUCACAAGACCAGGAAAGUGUAUGUCAAGACUGUCAACAGCCCUCGCAAAAGGAAAGCCAUCAAGAUUGGCUUCAGUUCAAUCAUAGAUUUUGAAGACAAGAAAAGAAAUAGACAACUCUUUGAGCUGGGAAAAAGAGCCUGCAGUAAUUUUCAGCCAGCAUAUGAGAAAGUUAAGCAGUUUUAUGUAAUGAAACAUCACCAGCAUAAACUGUCUGCUGCUCGCUACUUGACAUUUGAACCUGGUGAGGUUUCUUAUGGAACAUUACCAGAUAUGGAAGUGGCCGAGGAUUCCAACAGUAUAUGCAAUGAAGAAUGUGUAUAUCCACUGACAGAGGAGGAGCUUGACUCUGAUCCGGGAAAUAUUUCAAAUGAUUCUUUUGGCUAUCAGAAAUCUCAGAAUUCUUAUUCUGCAGUUACUGAGAAUUCUACGUCUCCAAGCUGUAGUUCAAGUUUGUCACAAAUUGCAUGGCCUGGUGACUUAUAUACUGCUGCAAGUAGCACUUCACUAUUACCAAUCCAUAUGCAACCCCCUGUGGCUUCUAUUGAAACAAGCAGAGGCAGGUCUACAUGGUUAUGAGGAGUGCCUUUUCUUAGUGCAGCAGCAGUUCCGCUUUUUCUUCCUGGGAAGCGGUGAGUCUAAUAAAAGUGAUAAUUUGGAAUAAGGAAUCUCUCAUGGGGUUUGAGAUAUAUGUCUGAGAGCAGACCCACAUCUAUGUGUAAGUCUUGCAGCUAUUCACUGAGCUCAUAGCGCUGCCUCUAAGUGUCAUUUGCAAUAAAUGCUAUGACUUUGAACGGCCUAUGAACUCUAACAGCCAUUUGUUUCAUUGAGUUGAGUACCAUUUUUGUAAUGACCAUUAUUUUGUCUUUUCUGAUGCAGCCUCACUGAGCUCUAUUAUCCGCUGCACUACAGUGGCGACUUUUAACAUGCCACAGUUAGACAAACUGGGAGCCUGUACUGAGAGACCUAUUUUCUGAAUUUCCUGUUGUGGCAGAUGCUGUGGCAUAGGGUGCCACACUCUUUUUCCCAUCUGUCUGUGAUGCCUGUGGUUGCUGGUGUUGCAUGUCUUGAUGCAGUGCAGCUGCGUAGGACUGCUCUGGUGAGGUGAACUUAUAGAAGAACGUCCUCCCAGAGGAUCCAUUGGGAGCUAAUUGUACUCUUCUCCUUUGCAGUUCUCCUUCCACAUGGCUGCAACCUCGGUAUGACACUGGAUGAGGUUUCUCUCCUUCUACUAGGAUGCAAUUUCAACGGUUCGGCAUAGAUUCUAUAUUUGUCUUUUCAGAGAAUUCCCUAUGCAUGUGGCCACCGCUGUACCACAAACAUCAAGCAGGUUGCUUGCAGUUGUCCCAGACACUUGUAACACUGCAUAAGACCAGUCUGAGCUCUGUAUAACUCACCCUGAUGCUACUAUGCUUAAGACUCUCUCAACAUAGACCCUACAGAGAGCUCCAUUUCUAACAGUGUCUCUAACUGUUGUAGCUGCCAUAGUUACGUGUUUAUCCAGCUGCUACCAUGCAGUAGACAAUGAUUAGGUAGUUAUGUCAGUAUAUUUCUCCAAUCAAGAAGGGUUCAACAAGAAACAUCUACUAAAUGCUGAGAGAAUAAAUAAAAAAAUUCACUGUGAAAAUUUUUUCAAUCACAAUUCAAAGAUGAUGCUUCCACCAGACAUAUGAGAUGUGAAUGAACACAUACAAGUUUGGUGUGAGCCAGCAAUGAAGUAAUAAUUUCUUGUCUUGUUUAGUAUUUCAAGGACUGGUGAAAAUUCAUAAUGAUAGGCUUCCUAGUUUCUAGUCUUGAACAUGACAUCUAGUUUUAUUAGAUAUCUAAGAAAUGAAUACAAAAUUUGCAUUGGAAAACUAAAGAGAUCAUGUCAGAGACAUAAGUACAGAUGGUGGAAUAAUAUUAAAGUGUGUAUAUUUUAUAUGAAUGAUGCAAAGGUUCCACAUAGUUCUUUUUUUCUAAUUUUCUGUGGUUAUCACUCGUUGAUGCAUAAUCUAUUAAUAACUUACAAUUGCAGACUUCUAGUUAAUCAUUAUAUAGUUCUCAUCUGACUCUUGUAUUUGCUCUAUCUUUCCCAAGAUUUUCCCAGGUAACUGUCCUUUUGGUUGGACUGUGGAGUUUCUUUUCAAUUUAGUGUAUACUUGUUCAUCUGUUUGUGCUAAUCCUGUUCUUGUGAAUUCUAUGCUCCCUAGUAGUUCUCAACACUUCUUUUGCUACUUCCUUUACAUAGUAGGAUUCAUUGGUAUUGACUUGAAAUUUCUCAGUUAUCUUUUAAGAGAUAACUAGUUUAUGUUGCUGUAUGACAUGCUGUGGUUUCUAUAGGAGCUCAGGCAGAAAGAAGAGGAAGCCAAGAUUUUGCUGGCAGUGAUACAGGGUGAUGCUUGCUGGAACCACCUGUGCAGGAUAUACCGUGAA
Messenger RNA from Cryptotermes secundus, 8714 nucleotides. RefSeq lists its product as uncharacterized. The coding region runs from base 186 to 6878 and encodes 2230 amino acids. NCBI's taxonomy places the organism in Eukaryota, Metazoa, Arthropoda, Insecta, Blattodea, Kalotermitidae. The transcript is spliced from 9 exons. The record is from RefSeq and is a predicted model, not a curated record.